UCCUUUUUAUUUGAUUUACAGAUAAUGGCCUUCUUCUUAGAUGAGUUUAGACAUCUUAAAAUCCAACUACAAGAUAUAAAAUCAGCCACCCACAACUUUAGCAACGACAAUUUCAUCGGAGUGCCGAUGCUCUCACAUGGAUGCAGCGCCUCAAGAUAUGCCUUGGGGUCGCAAGGGGACUCAACUACCUUCAUGAUCCCGCGGGGACACAACAAAGAGUUCUUCACCGCGAUAUAAAAAGUGCCAACAUCUUAUUAGAUGAGAAUUGGAAUGCUAAAAUCUCUGACUUGGGGUUGUCAAAAAUAGGUCUUGCUAAUCAGAAACACACAUUUCUUGUCUCUAAUGUUGUAGGUACCUUUGGGUACAUAGAUCCCCUGUAUCUCGAGAUGGGCGUGCUGACAAAAGAGUCAGAUAUAUACUCUCUUGGGGUUGUCUUAUUCGAGAAAACUCGUGGAGCACGGCCACUAAUGGUUGAUGUCGUGGUAAAGCUUGAGAUUGCACUUAAAUCUCAGGAGAUUUAUGAAGGGGUGAAAUUGUCAGAGGAGUACGAAGUGAUAAAAUUGCUGGAGGAGUACGAAGCAAUAAUUAAGAGUGCAACACCUUCUCUUAUCUUUAGAUCCAAAGCGGAAUUGCAAGCGCUUCUCUCCAAAGGGAUUAUCGUUAAUGUUGGCAAAACGGUAAAUGGACAUUUAGGUUGUGGCGCACUGGUAAAGGCUCAGGGGAUGUAGUGAAAAAUCUCAUCUACCGGGUUCAAAUCCAGGCGCCGCUAAAGCGCUUGUGGUCAUCGAGGUCCACCUGCGAUUACGAUGAUUCCAAGCCAUUCGUAGUGGAUUAAUCAGUGUGCAUAAGCUGCCUCAGAAACCACGGUUACCCACAAAAAAAGCUCACAACACUAGAAUCCAUCCUUAAAAAAUCUUUAUUGAUGUUUCCUUAAUUUACGUAUUUUUGAAUGUUGAAACUAUGUAUAAGUUGAAAAGUAAAGUGUACUCAUCCUACAUCAACUUAACUAACUUGAACUUGUUUUAAUGGACAGUGGUUUUUGGUUUUCGUUAAAUAAGAAUGAAGAACAUUGUGAAAUGAUAUCAUCAACAUAAUUUAUUCCUUUGUGGAGGCAUCAUUGUCAUCAUCAGUUUACAGAGGAUUCAAGGUGACAUGUCCUCCCUCUUGUUCCUAUGUAUUUGAUAAUAAAGUAAAAUGAAGGUUUUGUUCUUUAUAUUGCUCAAACAAAUUUUUUAUAAUAUUCUCUAAAACUUAAUCAAUUUUUUCCACCAACAAGAUUGAAUUGUUAUUAUUUUAUAUAAAGUUUUUAAAGGUGUCUCAGGAUAAUAAAGUUAGUAAAAUAUGAGAGAUUCUAAAACAUAGAGGAUUGGUUGGAGUUGAAUGUCAUGUUUUUUAGAGGUUUUAACUUUUAGUUCAAUAUUUUAGAAAAAAUUAUAGAAAACCUGUUUGAGAGGGGAAUCCAUGUUGCUUUUUCCUGUAGAUUUGCAGAGUUCAAUUUAGUACCACCUUUUGGGAAGUUCAAAGCACAUGUCAAACCUCAAUUCUUGUCACGAGGAAUCACAUAUACAGUUAACUUAGUGUUCAAACUCAAAAACCGAAAUGGGAACUCAAACGAACCUACGUAUUUAGCCCUCGAUUACAAACUGAAAGGGGAGACAAAAUAUUCAACAACAUACCUUGCACAUGAGAGAGAACAUAGAUGGAUGACGGUUGAAUUGCGUCAGUUUACUAGCGACAAAAGAGAUUUUGACCUUGAAAUUCUAUUUGAUGGCACUAAAUUUCCUUUUGACGCCCUCGUGGUAGAAGGCAUUGAGUUUCGGCCCUCAGAGAGAGUAAGUUGGUGAAUACUCGUUUAUAUGUUUACAUCAUUUUUCCUUUAAGUUGUUCUUAAACUUUCUUUGCCACACUAACAUUUUGUUAUAUAGAAAAUUGGAUCAGGUAUGUGCGAAAUCAUCGCAUAAUAACUUUUCUUAAACUAUAUUUUGACCCUUUACUGCUUGGGUUACACGGAAUUUGUUCGAAGAUGAUAUCAAAUUGCACCCUGAAUCUUGCUCAAGGUUCUAGUUAGGGGUUGUUUAUCAAACACUUACCAACAAUUCUCGAUCUGAUGAUUGGAAAUAUUACCCCAUAAAAUAUGUAAAGGUAACGACUCUUGCUGCUAAGCAUUU
Messenger RNA from Cynara cardunculus var. scolymus (artichoke), 2168 nucleotides. RefSeq names its product probable serine/threonine-protein kinase PBL28. Gene Ontology annotation, biological process: protein autophosphorylation. Gene Ontology annotation, cellular component: plasma membrane; plasmodesma. The coding region runs from base 141 to 728 and encodes 195 amino acids. Gene Ontology annotation, molecular function: transmembrane receptor protein tyrosine kinase activity; ATP binding. The record is from RefSeq and is a predicted model, not a curated record. The transcript has 2 exons. Lineage: Eukaryota; Viridiplantae; Streptophyta; Magnoliopsida; Asterales; Asteraceae.